This is a messenger RNA of Cariama cristata (Red-legged seriema), 834 nucleotides long. RefSeq names its product tropomodulin-2-like. The record is from RefSeq and is a predicted model, not a curated record. Gene Ontology annotation, molecular function: tropomyosin binding. Gene Ontology annotation, cellular component: striated muscle thin filament; myofibril. Gene Ontology annotation, biological process: myofibril assembly; muscle contraction; pointed-end actin filament capping. NCBI's taxonomy places the organism in Eukaryota, Metazoa, Chordata, Aves, Cariamiformes, Cariamidae. The coding region runs from base 1 to 834 and encodes 277 amino acids. The transcript is spliced from 8 exons.
AUGUUCUUAUCUAGACAGCAGAAAGAAGAAUAUUUUUUAAACGCCACUGGAUUCCAGCAAGGAAAAAUAUUUAUCCCUAAAGAAAAGCCCAUAGAAACCCGUACAGAAGAGAAAGUGACCCUGGAUCCGGAACUAGAAGAAGCUCUGGCCAGCGCUUCAGAUACUGAGCUCUAUGACCUUGCAGCGGUUCUUGGAGUGCACAACAUGGUCAACAACCCAAGAUUUGAUGAAGGAGGAGCCCGCAGUAAAGAUGGAAGAGGAACCGUGAGAAAUGUGGUGAAAGGUGAAAAAGUCAAGCCCAUCUUUGAGGAGCCACCUAAUCCGACCAACGUGGAAGCAAGUUUACAAAGGAUAAAAGCAAAUGAUCCUAGUCUCAUAGAAAUUAAUCUCAACAACAUAAAGAAUAUUCCUAUUCCAACACUGAAAGAAUUUGCAAAAGCUUUGGAAAGCAACACACAUGUGAAGAAAUUCAGCCUUGCAGCUACUCGAAGCAAUGACCCUGUAGCUAUUGCAUUUGCAGAUAUGUUGAAAGUCAACAAAACACUGAAGAGUCUGAAUGUAGAAUCCAACUUCAUCACUGGGACGGGUAUUUUGGCACUGAUCGAUGCACUGAAAGAGAACGAAUCCCUGACAGAGAUUAAAAUUGACAACCAGAGGCAGCAGCUCGGGACAGCUGUAGAGAUGGAGAUUGCCAAGAUGCUGGAAGAAAACUCCAAGAUUCUCAAGUUUGGAUACCAGUUCACAAAGCAAGGUCCAAGAACCAGGGUAGCAGCAGCUAUCACUAAAAACAAUGAUCUGGUUCGUAAAAAGCGAGUGGAAGGAGAGCGGCAGUAG